This is a messenger RNA of Camponotus floridanus (Florida carpenter ant), 1734 nucleotides long. RefSeq names its product phytanoyl-CoA dioxygenase, peroxisomal. Gene Ontology annotation, molecular function: phytanoyl-CoA dioxygenase activity. Gene Ontology annotation, biological process: fatty acid alpha-oxidation. The transcript has 6 exons. Lineage: Eukaryota; Metazoa; Arthropoda; Insecta; Hymenoptera; Formicidae. The record is from RefSeq and is a predicted model, not a curated record. The coding region runs from base 376 to 1260 and encodes 294 amino acids.
AGCUGAUUCAGUAGUCAGCGGAAACACUUGCAGUGCGUAGAUAUUGCAUAGUAAUUAUUUCUCGUCUAUCUAAUUGUGAUUUCAACGCAUCAAGCGAACUCGUGUUUGAUAUGCUCGAUAGUUUUCUCUCGAAAGUAAAAAAACAACUGAUAAAAUUCGUGGAGAGUGUAACCUACGUUUGAAGCUCUACCAGAUUGUGCAAGAAUUAAGGUUGGGAACACACGAAAGAAGCAAAAUAUUUAUCUCACUGAUAAAUUAGCGUCCUGCAUUUCAUCAGCUCAAAAAAAUUACAUCACGCUUAAGAUAGCAGCAGUGAGGAAAAGAGAAGUCAGAGAACUCAUCAAGUCAAUUAUAUUGAAUAGAGAAAACUGAACAAUGAACGUCUCAUUACCUUUGCGCUACACAAAAGAUAUCUCCAAUCGUCUUACGAUGAAACAAAGACUGUUUUAUGAAAAGAAUGGAUAUUUAGUAUUUCCUGGCCUUAUACCACAAGAUGUGAUCGAUGAAUGCCACAAAAGAUUUGAUGAUAUUAUCGAAAACAAAGUUUCACGAGACGGAAUUUUAGUGAUGUAUGAUGUGAAGGAUAGGAAAUCGGUAAAUAAGAUACAGUAUAUAAAUCAGGACCCGAUAUUCCGUCAUUAUAUCGAGCACAAGAAUAUCCUCGAUGUAGCCGAAUGCUUUACGGGACCGAACAUUUUAGCGAUACACAAUAUGCUCAUCGCGAAGCCGCCCGACAUUGGAUUCGGUAGUUCCAGACAUCCGCCGCAUCAAGAUCUGUAUUACAUGCCGAUACGUCCAGCUGAUCGUAUAGUGGCCGCGUGGACAGCCAUGGAACCGUGCGAUAGAGAAAACGGAUGUCUUUACGUAGCACCUGCAUCACACAGGGCGGAUCGCCUGUACGAGCAUAGUUAUCCUUUAAAUUCGGAUGGUACAAUAAAUAAAUUUUACCACGGAAUAGAAGAGUUAUCUUCAAUCAAAGAAUGGGUUAAUCUCGAGAUGCAAACCGGCGACACAGUGUUCUUCCAUCCGUUGCUCAUUCACGGAUCUGGCAUCAAUAAAUCCAAGAGGACGAGACGGGCCAUUUCCUGUCACUAUUCGUCAGCGGAUUGUAAUGUGCUCGAUAACGAUCCAAUUCAAGAUACCAUCAGAAAUGAGGUCUUGGAAUAUGCGAUGAAAAAAUAUCCUGGUAUAGAACUAACAUAUGCGGAUAUAUGGCGCUUUAAAUCUUCUCUUGUACGCGGCCUCCGAUCUUCCUUUUAAACGUUUAGCGUUUAAAUUAUUAUAUUUUAAAACAGGGAUAAUAAUCGGGAAUAAUAAUAAUGUUAAUAUAGUUUCGAUAUAAAUAAUAUGGAAGGAAAGGGAUUAACAUAAGAUUCAUUUAGUAAACAAUAUACGGUAUAAUAUUCAGGAAGAGAAAGAUGGGUAAGUAACACUACAGAAGAAGAAGUAAUGACAACGGCGGGGCUAUCGCCGUUAUUAUUUAAUGAAUUAAAAUUGCGGCGGUGUCGCUGAGAAUUCAACGGCUGGGGAACGUAACAAUGCUUCGCGAGGGGAUCCUUAUAAGUGUUUUCGUGUUGCACGCUUAAACUCGAAGUGCGACAGACGGCCAAGCAAAUCUGAAAGCGAUCCUGAUUACGUAUACGCAGCCUCCCUCCGUCUUUUUGCAUUCUUGCAGACCCUAACUUUCGGCCUCUCAUUUGUAAGAUUUGCUGAAAUAAAUUUAUAUCUAUUUUA